UUUGCUCUCGGACCCCCGUCAAUUCUCACACUCUCUGUCCAUUCGCACGUGGCUGUCCGAAUCGCGGGAUGAAAGGGCGCGCGCCCCGCCGCUCUCUUCGCUGCGCAAUAAAUGCUGUCCAGCCACACACGCGCACACGCACACACACACACACACACACACACACUCACUCACCGAGUCUGCGACGGCGCCCGGGACCUCGAACCCAGCUCCACACACCUUGCUUGGCAGGCAGGGGACGGAUCUUCACUCGCUGUGGGGUUUUUUUUUUGUGAACAAAAAAAAACAAAGUAACCUGUAACGGGAGAGCAGGAUGGAGACACUUGGAUCCCGAACCCGAACCCUCCUGGUGCUGCUCUUCCUGGGAACCUGCGGUCGGACCGUCGUUCUGGCGGAAGGCUGGCUCUUCCUGGUCGAGACCCACAAUGCACCUGUGCUGGAGGACAGACAGGCGGCCCAGGAGGUCUGCGAAAGGCACGGAGCCCGACUCGCCUCGGCAGAGGAGCUGAAGGAAGCCGUGGGGAGGUGCUCCUUCCCCUCCUGCACGCGUGGCUGGCUGGCCGGUCCCGCUGUCGGGACCAUCAUCUGCGACCACACGGUUCGCGGUCAGCAGGGCAAGAAGGCGGCGCAUGUGAAGGUGGAGAACGUGACUGUGGUCACCCGCCAAAUGGACAUCUUCUGCUUCAAGGACCAAGGUGUCGCUGUGUGCGGGGACCCCCCCUCCUUCCCGCACGUCUUGCUGCAGACGCAGACGGGCUCCGAGAUGGGCGACGAGCUCACGUACACCUGUGCGCCCGGCUACACCGUCCCCAGCGGCCAGAGCACCUUCAGCCUGCUGUGCAACAGCUGCGGCGAGUGGUACGGCCAGGUGCAGCUCUGCGUCAAAGGUGAGACAGAGGUGCAGGUGGACUACGAAGACAAGUUUCCUGGCGAGGGACGCGUCUCUUACGAGGACUCGGACGGCCGGGAGGAGACGAGCCCGAGUGAGACCGAGGACUACGAGCCGGAACAGGGACUGGGGGAAAGGCGGGGCGGCCGGCCGGGUACUCGGACACCACGGCCGGAGGAGCAGCAGCGUGUAGAAGCGGAGGACGUGGACGGGGAGCGGGACACCCAGCCGCCCUCCGUGUCCACCGAGUCCUCGGUGUCUCUGCUGAGCCAGAAACAUCUCUUCUGGUUUCCCUCGGAGACCUUCCAUGAGCCUGAGCGGCCAGGGGUCACCAGGGUGACCGGGGUCGUCGGGGUCACGGUGGCUCCGGCUUGGGAGGAGGACAAUCGCAUCGGAGUGAGGUCAUCGGGCAGCAUGGAGGACAUCAAGGAGGACAUCAAGGCCUUGGACGUUGCUAAGACGGGACCCCAGAACCACGGCCACGAGGGGCUCCGUGAACACGGCGCCGGCACCGACGAGUCCUGGCUGGACGGCUACCCCGUCACCGAGGAGGCCAGAGAGAAGGAGGAGGAGGAAGAGGACGAUGAGGGGAGGCCGGGCGCCGGGUCGACCGCAGAGGAGAAGGACGGAGGGCUGGAGGACGACAGGAGGACGGACGGGCCCAACCAUGUGGAGACCGGCCAACCACAGCGCUCCAGCUCCGCCCCCUCCGCUGGCUUCACGCGGGUCACGGUGUCCCCAACUCGACCCGUCCGCUACGGAAUAAAAUACGUCCCCGCAGGGCCAGCACCCGCGUCCACAGCUCACGGGGGGGACGUGGACCUGCAGCCCAGCGCUCGGCACCCCCUGCCGAUACACCUCAGCACGACUGCCGCGCCCCCCACGGUCCCCUGGCCAACCACAGACACCCUGUACCCCCUCCUCGACCACAUGCCAAGUCCCACCAAGUGGGAAGAGGUAACGCUGCCGUACCAAGAGGCCCCCCCGGGGGGCGCCACCACCGACUCCUCCCACAGGUUUCCUGGGACGCGCCUGUAUGAGGAGCCCAUGAAACGGAACCUGACUCAGCGGGGCCCUGAGCCCGAAGCUCCACCCACCCAGGAGCCGUGCGUCGGCGAAGGCUGCUCGCUCACGGGCCGGGGGCCGGUUGCGGUCAUCGUGGGCGUGGCCUUGUGCGUCCUGCUGGUGGCUGCAGCCUUGACCGUGUGGUGUUGCAAGAAGAGGCAGCAAAAGAGCUCGGUCUACAAGAUGAACGGUCAGGGCCAGAGCGGCACCGGGUCACAGCACAUAGAGAUGCAGCAGAAGGUGUAGGGUCUCGACCCCGGACCGCGAGGAGCUGACGACGCUGACCCCGCAGUGACA
Molecule: messenger RNA, 2251 nt
Organism: Scleropages formosus (Asian bonytongue)
Lineage: Eukaryota; Metazoa; Chordata; Actinopteri; Osteoglossiformes; Osteoglossidae
Gene: susd5
Product: sushi domain containing 5
Exons: 5
Coding region: 314-2200 (628 amino acids)
Biological process (GO): cell adhesion; Notch signaling pathway
Molecular function (GO): hyaluronic acid binding
Source: RefSeq, a predicted model, not a curated record